Puntigrus tetrazona (Sumatra barb) is the source of this 2070-nucleotide messenger RNA. RefSeq names its product ubiquitin-conjugating enzyme E2, J1 (gene ube2j1). NCBI's taxonomy places the organism in Eukaryota, Metazoa, Chordata, Actinopteri, Cypriniformes, Cyprinidae. The coding region runs from base 188 to 1141 and encodes 317 amino acids. The record is from RefSeq and is a predicted model, not a curated record. The transcript is spliced from 8 exons.
UUUUACUUCCUGUUUUCUUUUUUUCAUGUGACAUCUGAGAAAAUUCAUCUCGACAGUAGGAAAAAAAAACACUUCGGCGCUGCCACGUCAGGAUUACAGCGCUAGAUAAACACCUGGCCGAAAUCCCAAAGGCACACACCAAAUAACCCGAGCAGAAGAGAGCAGGCGGCGAGAGGUUUCUUCAGACAUGGAGAGCAAAUAUAACUUGAAGAGUCCAGCCGUGAAGAGGCUGAUGAAAGAGGCAGCAGAGCUCCGCGACCCGACAGAACAUUACCACGCUCAGCCGCUGGAGGACAACCUGUUUGAGUGGCACUUCUCCGUUCGAGGACCUCCGGACUCUGAUUUUGACGGCGGGGUGUAUCACGGUCGGAUUGUGCUGCCCCCCGAAUACCCCAUGAAGCCCCCCAGCAUCAUUCUGCUCACCCCCAAUGGACGGUUUGAAGUUGGGAAGAAGAUCUGUCUGAGCAUUUCCGGCCACCAUCCGGAGACGUGGCAGCCUUCAUGGAGCAUUCGGACCGCUUUGAUAGCAAUCAUUGGAUUCAUGCCAACUAAAGGUGAAGGAGCGAUAGGAUCUCUAGAUUACACUCCUGAGGAGAGAAGAGCUCUCGCUAAAAAGUCGCUGGAUUUCUGCUGUGACGUGUGUGGCAGCUGUAUGCGCUCCGCUCUGCUAGCGCUCUCUCCUGACAGUGACCUUCGACCCGUCGACCCUCAGGCACACAGACUGGCACAGCAGAUCAACUUCAAGGCUGAGUCCAGCUCAUCAGCUGCAGACAGUGGAGGUUCAGUGGCAGAAGCUUCCAGUAACAGUGAGAGCUCCUCUACAGCGGAGAGAGACACCGAGGACACGGCGUCCGCUGAGCAGGCUGAAUCAUCAUCAUCAUCAUCCUCAUCUGCUGCUCCUCAGACAUCAAGCGAGGGUCCGUCCGCUCCAGCGGCUCCGAGUCCACGUCAGCGGCGCUCACAGAACCAGUCCCCGAGAUACCCAGCGUUCACGGCGUCCCCCGCCGCCCAGCUCCCGCCGCAGGACACCGGUCACACGGGCUCGGCCGUCCUCAUCGUCCUCCUCACGCUCGCGCUGGCUGCGCUCAUUUUCCGCAGGAUCUAUUUGGCCCACGAGUAUAAGUUUGAUUACGAGCUAUGAACUCCUCCUACAGACCCAGCUCGCGUCAAAAUCCCGUUGCGCUCGUCAAGAACACUCCAGGGUCUGAUUUCACCCCCCAAAAAAUGUCAAAAGCUAAAUUCUAUUUCACAAGAAGACGGUGGAGUCGUGAUUUUUAGCUUGUUUGGAUGGUUACGUUUCACGAUCAUUAUUCCAAUCUUAUUACUGUAAUGUGUUCUUAAUACUGUAAUUAUGUUUGUAUUUUAACUGUGAAGUAUUUAUGCGUCAUCAUAGUAAUUGUACUGCCUUUUAAUUGAAAAAGAUUUUAUAAAAAAAAAACCCCAAGAAGCUCAUCUGGACACAUUACUGUAAUGAGAACGAAUUCAGGCAUAAUGUUCCCGCUUGCUUUAUGCAAAAAUAUAUCAUCAUUUUGGGGUGAAAUAUGACCAAGACCUGUUUUUAAGUGGUUUGUUUUCAGAUCCUGGAGUCUCUGUAUAUAUACGGUUCCCCAAAUAGUGCAUUUCAGAAAAUCUGCGGUGACGCGUUGUACAAAAUUUGGUGUUUAAACUGAAUCCUGUAGAAAUUGAAUCGCUUCUGUGUUUGUCUAUCCCAGAGUUACACCUUUACAUACUUUUAAAAAGCUGUAAUAACGUAGGCAUGGUCGUGAAACUAUCAAACACUUAAAAACGUGUGCGCAUAAAGCAUCGACGUACGAGAACGAAUCAUCCGUUAACUUUCAGAAAGCGUUCGACCAGUUAAGACUCAGUUAAGAAGUUUUUAUAUUUAUUGGUAUAACCUCGACACUCUGGAAUUGAAAUAUAGCAACAUCAUAUACAUAAGCGCCGUAGACAAAAUUAUCGUUGGCCCUAUGUAGAAGAUAUGUUUUUCUUCUUUAAGCAGCGAGCCGUAGUCGCUCUAGUCUAGCCUAAUGUUCAAGGACGAAUAAUGCAAUAAACUUGAUUCAACCAUAA